Messenger RNA from Impatiens glandulifera, 1196 nucleotides. Its product is annotated as syntaxin-71. The transcript is spliced from 10 exons. Gene Ontology annotation, biological process: intracellular protein transport; vesicle fusion. The record is from RefSeq and is a predicted model, not a curated record. Gene Ontology annotation, cellular component: endomembrane system; SNARE complex; membrane. Gene Ontology annotation, molecular function: SNAP receptor activity; SNARE binding. Bases 206 to 1003 code for a protein of 265 amino acids. Lineage: Eukaryota; Viridiplantae; Streptophyta; Magnoliopsida; Ericales; Balsaminaceae.
AGGUUUGUUCAUCAGAUGGAUUGAAUCAGUGAAUUUGAUGAUAUCGAUUCUGUAAAAGUCUAUAGUUGUCUUGAACGGAAGGAUCUGCACUUGAGCAAUCUUCAGAAUUGAUUGAAGUUUCUCUCGUCUUUGCUGCAAAAUAUCUUUGAACACUGCUAGAUCCUGUUUAGUUGAAACAGUUGUGAAGAAGUGAAGUGAAACAAUCAUGAGCGUGAUCGAUAUUCUCACCAGAGUUGACGCGAUCUGCAAGAAGUACGACAAGUAUGAUCUCGAGAAGCAAAAGGAUUCCAAUAUCUCCGGCGACGAUGCCUUUGUUCGUGUCUACGCUUCCAUAGAAGCCGAUAUCGAAGACGCUCUUCAGAAAGCGGAAACUGCUUCAAAUGGCAAAAGUAGGGCUUCUACUGUUGCCAUUAAUGCUGAGAUUCGUCGAACUAAGGCUCGAUUGCUGGAGGAAGUUCCGAAAUUGCAGAGAUUGGCUAUGAAGAAGGUGAAGGGGCUUCCUUCAGAAGAAUUUGCUGCCCGAAGUGAUUUGGUCCUUGCAUUGCCAGAGAGAAUUCAAGCUAUACCUGAUGGAACUCCUGCUCCAUCAAAGCAAAGUGGAGCCUGGACAGGUUCAGCCUCACGCACAGAAAUAAAGUUUGACUCAGGUGGAAGGUUUGAUGAUGAAUACUUCCAGCAAACUGAAGAGUCUAGCCAGUUUAGGCAAGAAUAUGAAAUGCGGAAAAUUAAACAGGAUCAAGGUUUGGAGGUUAUAUCUGAAGGUCUAGAUACAUUGAAGAAUAUGGCUCAUGAUAUGAAUGAGGAAUUGGACAGGCAAGUUCCUUUGAUGGAUGAGAUAGACACCAAGGUUGACAAAGCAAGUUCAGAUCUUAAAAAUACGAAUGUCAGGCUCAAGGACACAGUUACUCAGUUGCGGUCAAGUAGAAAUUUCUGCCUUGAUAUCGUGCUGUUGUGCAUAAUCCUAGGAAUUGCAGCUUACUUGUACAAUGUCCUGAAGAAGUAAGACCAUAAGAUGAUGAUGAUGAUGGCUCUGUUCAUAUAGCUUGUCUAUGAUACACUUGUUGCUAUAUUGUGUUUGUAUCUCUAUUGGUUGUCGAAAACCUAGAAACUACCACAUUUUAUUGAAUUUUUUUGAGUGUUUUAUUCGAGGACACAAUGGAAGGAACUCGUUGUAAUGUUCUUGUUAUUGUUGAGUA